Dioscorea cayenensis subsp. rotundata (Guinea yam) is the source of this 1206-nucleotide messenger RNA. Its product is annotated as putative dehydration-responsive element-binding protein 2H. The transcript has a single exon. Gene Ontology annotation, molecular function: transcription cis-regulatory region binding; DNA-binding transcription factor activity. Gene Ontology annotation, cellular component: nucleus. NCBI's taxonomy places the organism in Eukaryota, Viridiplantae, Streptophyta, Magnoliopsida, Dioscoreales, Dioscoreaceae. The record is from RefSeq and is a predicted model, not a curated record. The coding region runs from base 510 to 1028 and encodes 172 amino acids. Gene Ontology annotation, biological process: response to stress; positive regulation of DNA-templated transcription.
UAGAGGAUGGUUAAUUUGGAUGUUUAUAUUUCAAACCGGGGCGUGGCUCCAAUUCGUUCAAGUCCUAUUCUCAUUUUUAACCUGAAUUAGACCUUACACAAAACACAAAACAUCCCUCCCUCCACCACAACAAACAAACAGGACAGGUCAUCACUCAGCAUUAACUCUCCGCACAGCCGAUCAAGCCGCCGAAUCCCAAUGACGUCAUGGGUUCAGUCAGCACCGAGAAAAGUUCAAUGUAAAUCGCCAGCCAGGCCACUCGAAACUCGCAGCUAGUGGUCACUUGUACACGUGCAAGCCAAAUCUCUAUCAAUGGAAUCCUUUCGCCUUGUGUCUCAAACUCAUUCCCACACGUGUGAGCCCAGGUCAGAGAACCCAAGACCCGUGUCAGGCCCUUCUCUUCCCAGCCUAAUUAGUACAUAACCACUUGAGCACCAAACCCAUAGGUAGGCUUGAUAUACCAAUCCCCAAACCCAGUCCUUUUUCCCAUUCCACCCCUAUCAAAUCAAAUGGGACCUGAAAACAAGCCAAAGAAAUGCUUCCCUUUAAGGAGAUCCAGAAAGGGUUGCAUGAGAGGAAAAGGAGGACCUGAGAAUCCAUACUGCACCUACAGAGGUGUGAGACAAAGGACAUGGGGCAAAUGGGUGGCCGAGAUCCGUGAGCCUAACCGCGGCGCACGGCUUUGGCUCGGCACCUUCAACUCGUCCUUAGAGGCCGCCAUGGCUUACGACGCGGCGGCUCGCACGUUAUACGGCGAGUCCGCCCGGCUCAACUUGCCCAACUCGGUUGGAGAAACACCGAGUCCGAAGAAGCCGAGUGAGUCCAUUGUUGCUGAGUCACCGGUUUGUUAUAGUGAUGGAGUUGGGUGUAUUGAAGGAGAUUGGGCUGACUUGUUUGUGAAACUCCCCAAGGCUGAGGAUUUGGCCCUUCAGGCCUUUGAUACUUUUCCGCCGUUGCUCGAAGGUGCCGGAUUUUUAGGUGGUGACCUCGAUGGGGAGUUGACGAACUUUGAGGCCUGGUGCUCUUAAAUCUUAUGUAAAUAUACUUGUAUAAAUAAGUUGGUUAGAUUGUGUUGUGUGCGUAUGUGUGUGUGUGCGCGUUCUCUUUCUUUUGUAUAUUUUUUGGUGUGACAUUUGGUCCAUGGAAGUGGGUUUUUGAUUUUCAUGGAAUGGUUAGUGAGAAUGUGUUAUAUUUUUCUUUUGUUUA